AUGGCAUCCCGACGGCUCGCGUUCAACUUGCAGCAGGCCAUGCGCAGCCGCGCGGCCCUGAGCUCCGUCCGGUCGCCGUUGACAAGAGGCCUGGCUACUCCGAUCAGCUACGGCGCGAAGACGGAGACCACCACCCUCAGCAACGGUUUCACGAUUGCUACCGAGCACUCGCCCUGGGCUCAGACCUCGACCGUUGGCGUGUGGAUCGACGCCGGCAGCCGCGCCGAGACGGACAAGACCAAUGGCACCGCGCACUUCCUGGAGCACCUUGCCUUCAAGGGCACCCAGAAGCGCACCCAGCAGCAGCUCGAGCUCGAGAUCGAGAACAUGGGUGGUCACCUCAACGCCUACACUUCGCGCGAGAACACCGUCUACUACGCCAAGUCCUUCAACUCCGACGUCCCGAACACCGUCGACAUUCUGGCCGACAUUCUCCAGAACUCCAAGCUCGAGAGCUCCGCCAUUGAGCGCGAGCGUGAUGUCAUCCUCCGUGAGCAGGAGGAGGUCGACAAGCAGCUCGAGGAGGUUGUUUUCGACCACCUCCACGCCACCGCGUACCAGGGCCAGCCGCUCGGCCGCACCAUUCUCGGACCCAAGGAGAACAUCCAGUCCAUCCAGCGUGACGACCUCGAGAGCUACAUCAAGACCAACUACACUGCUGACCGCAUGGUCCUCGUUGGUGCUGGUGGCAUCCCCCACGCCCAGCUCGUCGAGCUUGCCGAGAAGCACUUCGCCGGCCUCCCCACCGCUCCUCCGGCUGGUCUUUCCUCGAUCGCCGCCGCUCAGAAGGCCAAGCCCGACUUCAUCGGCUCCGAAGUCAGGAUCCGUGACGAUACCAUGCCCACUGCCAACAUCGCCAUCGCCGUCGAGGGUGUUAGCUGGAAGGACGACGACUACUUCACCGCGCUCGUCGCUCAGGCCAUUGUUGGCAACUGGGACCGCGCCAUGGGCAGCUCCCCCUACCUUGGCAGCAAGCUCAGCACCUUCGUUCACAACAACAACCUUGCCAACAGCUUCAUGAGCUUCUCGACCAGCUACAGCGACACUGGUCUCUGGGGUAUCUACCUCGUCACUGACGCCGUCACCCGCAUCGACGACCUUGUCCACUUCACUCUCCGCGAGUGGUCUCGCCUGUCCUUCAACGUCUCCGAGGCCGAGACCGAGCGUGCUAAGGCUCAGCUGAAGGCUUCCAUCCUUCUUUCGCUGGACGGUACUACCGCAACUGCCGAGGACAUUGGCCGCCAGAUUAUCACCACCGGCCGCCGUCUUGCUCCCGAGGAGGUUGAGCGCGUUGUUGGCGCCAUCACCGAGAAGGACGUUAUGGAGUUCGCGCAAAGAAAGCUCUGGGACCGCGAUAUUGCCAUCAGCGCUGUCGGCCAGAUCGAGGGUCUGCUGGACUACUCCAGGAUCAGGAACGAUAUGAGCAGGAUGGCGAGCUAG
Molecule: messenger RNA, 1440 nt
Organism: Lasiodiplodia theobromae
Lineage: Eukaryota; Fungi; Ascomycota; Dothideomycetes; Botryosphaeriales; Botryosphaeriaceae
Product: Mitochondrial processing
Exons: 5
Coding region: 1-1440 (479 amino acids)
Cellular component (GO): mitochondrion
Molecular function (GO): metal ion binding; metalloendopeptidase activity
Source: RefSeq, a predicted model, not a curated record